Molecule: messenger RNA, 1645 nt
Organism: Helianthus annuus (common sunflower)
Lineage: Eukaryota; Viridiplantae; Streptophyta; Magnoliopsida; Asterales; Asteraceae
Product: (R)-mandelonitrile lyase-like
Exons: 3
Coding region: 1-1644 (547 amino acids)
Molecular function (GO): flavin adenine dinucleotide binding; oxidoreductase activity, acting on CH-OH group of donors
Source: RefSeq, a predicted model, not a curated record
AUGGCAAGAUCAAAACUCGAAAACGAUGGAUGGAUGGUGGGUGCUCUCGGCCGAAAGUUCAAAGAGAGGGAGAGAGAAGAGUGUUGGUUAAGUGAUGAAAGUUACCUUGCUUUUACGUAUGAUGCCACAAACUUCACUCCGGCACACGAAUACGAUUAUAUCAUUGUUGGAGGGGGGACUGCUGGUUGUCCGCUAGCCGCCACUUUAUCUGAAAACUAUUCUGUUCUUCUUCUUGAGCGCGGUGGUGUAGCAGGCUCUGAUCCUAAUGUUUUAUUCGAAACCAAUAGUCUAACGAAUGUUAUUAACGCAAACGACAGAAAUUCCACCGCUCAAUCUUUUACCUCUGAAGAUGGAAUACCAAACAAUAGAGGAAAUGUGUUGGGAGGUAGCAGCAUGGUAAAUUUUGGAAUCUAUUCAAGAGGUGACAACUACUUCUAUAACGUGUCAGGUAUCAAAUGGGACAUGAAAAAUGUUACAAAAGCCUAUGAAUGGGUAGAAGAUAGUGUUGUCUCAGUUCCAGAACGUUUAAACACUUGGCAAAAUUCUACCUUGCAUGCUUUAUUGGAAUCGGGAGUUCGUCCAGCAAAUGGGUUCACCGUUGACCACCUUCGAGGAACCAAAAUUACUGGUUCGACAUUUGAUGGGUCCGGGACGCGACAUGGUGCUGUAGAGCUUCUCAACAAAGCGAACCCUAAGAAUUUAAAGGUGGUGGUUAAGGCGACCGUUGACCGGGUUAUCUUCACACAUUCUAAAUUGUCAGGUGUAUCAGCGGUUGGUGUUGUUUACCAUGAUUUGAAUGGAAGUCGUCAUGAAGUACGUAUAAGAAAAAAUGGUGAAGUGAUAUUGAGUGCUGGUGCAAUUGGAAGCCCACAACUUUUGCUAUUAAGUGGAGUAGGGCCAAGGUCAGAUUUAUUAUCACAGAACAUUACUCUUGUUCAUGAUCAAUCUUAUGUAGGGCAGUUCAUGGCUGAUAAACCACGUACAGGAAUUUCUCUACUAGUCCCAUUCCCAUUGGCAGAUGUGGGAAGCCGAGUGGUUGGCAUCACAGAUGCUUGCCCAUAUAUCGAGUCCCUCUCGGGUGUGACCCCAUUUGAUUCUCCAGCAAAUCCAAUAAUUUUCCCCUAUCCAUACCCUCCACUGAACUUAAGUGUUGUAUCGAUUGCUGUGGAGGUCAGUAGACCUCUAUCAUUUGGAUCACUUAGUUUGAUAUCUAUGAAUGAUGUUACAGUUAACCCGAAAGUCCGGUUUAACUACUAUUCGAAGCUAGAAGAUCUUGUUCAGUGUGUUGAUGUUGUGCAUGCAACUGACAAAAUGUUGAGGACACAAGCAAUGGAGCUAUACAAGUUUACUAACCGUGAUGGUUCAAAGUAUUUCCAGUUUAUUGGUGUCCCUUUACCCGGAAAUCUAUCGAAUGAGGAUUCAGUGAAUACAUUUUGUCGUCAAACGUUGAGAACAUUUUGGCAUUUCACUGGUGGAUGCUUGGUGAACAAGGUUGUUGAUAGUGAUUUAAAAGUCACUGGAAUUAAUGCCUUGCGAAUCAUUGAUAGUUCAGUAUUUUCAGAUUCACCAGGAACCAAUCCUCAGGCAACCAUCAUGAUGCUAGGCCGGUAUAUGGGUGUAAAAAUACGCGGCGCAAGAGCAUAAG